AUGGGAAACGAAUGCAGUUGCGGAGAAGUGAACAGCGCGAAAGCGCGAAUGUUUAACGGAGAAGGGAACAGAAAGCUGCAACACGUACACCUGUGCUGGGAUGAAGAUGUGGAGAAAAAUCUCCUAAGCGAGAAUGAAGAGACGGAGGAUGACAACUAUUUCUAUCGUUUGUGGGGAAAGAAAAAUAUGAACAAGUCAGGUGAAAAAGGAAAAAACAAAAACGAGGAAGAUAUCGAUAAAUGGAACAUUUUUGGAGAACAACUUGAAGGAGACUACAUGAUUAACGUGAAAAAGAUACUUAUGUAUGUUAGGGAGUACGAGGAAGAUUUUUUCCUUUUCUUUAAAAAGAGAAAUGCCACAAGUUUGAUCUUACUAAAAUAUAUAGUGCUAAAUUACCGACAGUACAUGCUGUGCAUUGGGGAUACAGGGGUGGUGUACAUCGGGGAAGUCAGUCCAAAUAAUGAGAAACACGGCUUAGGAGUGAUCAUUACACCUGACCAGUGCAUGUACAUUGGAGAGUUUGAGAAGGAUCAAAUUACAGGGUUCGGUUUGUACGUCCACUUUUCUCGAAGUAUAUAUGUGGGAUACUGGAAGGGAGGAAAGACAAAUCACUACGGCAUGUUUACGCAUACCGAUGGUACCUUCUACAAAGGAUUCUGGUCAAAUGAUAAGCAGAAUGAAAAGGGAAUUGAGCAUGUUCAUGAGAAUUAUGUCUUUUUAGGGAAUUACAGAAAAGGAGAAAAAAAUGGCUUUGGAGCUUUUAUUCUGAAAAAUGAGUCUAUGUAUAUUGGGCAUAUAGAAAAUAACUGUUUCUCCAAAAAGGGCAUUUACUUUUUUAAUAGGAAGAAAAUGUAUAUAACGAAUUGGGAGAAGAACUGCAUAGGGGGUGCUUGCGAAAUCGUGUGGUCAGACAGGAGGCAGUUCUAUGGCUACCACUGUGCGAAUAAUAGGAAGGAGGGCAUAGGCAUAUAUAAGUGGAAUGAUGGGAGAAUCUAUUUUGGAAAUUGGCUUAACAAUAAGCAACACGGUUAUGGAAUCUUCAUUGUGAUCAAGAACAUUAGGGAAUAUGAACGGAGAGAAAAGGCCCCUUUUUUCCUCUUUUUCGAGCAGACAAAGAAGGUGAAGGAGUACUUCUUUUUAACUCUCUUAAAGGAGUCCUUUUUUGAGAAGGGCCGGGUGAGAGGCGAGCUGGAGUUGGCCAUCUGGGGAGGAGCGGCACAACCCUACGCGGUACGCGGCAAGGUAGGUGGUGUCGCUUCACAGGAGGGCCCCCUAAACGGGGUGACACCCCAGUGUAACAACCUCCACGCGUACCUCUUCCUAAACACGCUACUCCGCAUGAGGUAUUACCAGACCUGCCGCUCCUACUUCGACCACUUGGAGAAGAAAAAGUGCAACAGCUUCAAAUUUAACUGUACCUUCUAUGAAAGGGUAAAGGAGCACAUUUGUUCCGUGACGAAUAGCCACUUGAAUGGCCAUUUGAAUCGGCGCGCGGGGCGGAAGCGAUGGGGGGGCAGCGACUCGCCUGUGUGGAGCGUCCUCCAGGGGGAGGCAGGCAAUACCAGUGAAGAGGCGGGCAAUACGAGUGAAGAGGCGGGCAAUACGAGUGAAGAGGCGGGGAAUACGAGUGAAGAGGCGGGCAAUACGAGUGAAAAGGCGAGCAAUACGAGUGAACAGACCGACCACACCGAUGAAUCGGAAGAGAGAAAUCGAAGCAAUGGUAAAGAGUCCCACCAGGGGUACCACCCCUUUCGAGAGAAUGCCCCCCAGCAGAAGAAUCACACAGAGGAUAAUAAUCACACCCCCUUCGAAGAAAUAGAACGUCUGAAAGAUUACCUAAGAUGCCUUAACCUGAGCCAUAUCAGCGAAAGAGACAUCACCCCCCACAGCCCCCUGUUCGAACUGGCAUCUAGAAACCUUCUCCUUAAAUUGGGGAGGUGGGAAAAUGGGAUGCUGCAGGAAUGGAUUCACUCCAGCGAUGGGUUGCGUACACCAGGCGGAAGUGUCGCGAGGCAGGCAGGAUCACCAAAUGGGAAAAAGGAAAGAAAAAAGAAAAAAAAACCCACGCAGGAAUUGCUCCCCAGGCAGUAUAAUCGCUCUGUGAUCGAUAAAUUCCUGGACCGCAUGUCUUCCUCUGAGGGGGGCAGCAGUGAUAGUAGUGAGGAGGACAUCCACAAGAACCGCCAUACGAGCGGCGAUAUGAGCGGCCAUAUAAGCAGCCAAAGAAACUGCCAACCGCACCACAACGAUGGGGGGCAGCCCCCCUUCGGCGAUGCUCGCAAAGGGAAGAACCCCUCAGUAGUCCCCAGGAAAGGCCUUCCACGGGGAACCUCCCCCAUUUUGCGGGGCCACAAAUUGCAUGGCGAACAGGAAGGAACCAGCAACGGUAGCGGUUCAGGCGACACGAGUGGGAGAAGUUCCUUCGAGGCAACAUCUUCCACGUCCCAUUUGAGAGAUGGUCACCAGGCAACCAUCCCUCUCGUAAAGGGACAAAUAAAUGUGCAGAGUAGUUCUACCGAUAUGAAUAGCAUAAGGAAGGCAGUAUAUCCAGGGGGAGUCCCAACGGAAAGCAUCCUCCACAAGGAGAGUUCCAUUACAUAUGAAAUCACCAAAGAGAGUGAUAAAGUGACGACCCAAGACAGAAAAGUAAAUCGAAUGAACAGAGGGAUCAAUCAGAAGGGGGAAGAUGACCAAGGAGACGUCGAUAGUAUUCACGAAAAUGAUGUGCGACAUGCGAUGCAGGGGGAGAAGGGGUCCCGUCUGGGGCAGGAAAGUGACUCUAUGGGAGGGAAGAAACGCGAGCAACGGAACGGAAGCAGCAGCAGAAAUGGGUCACGUGGGGUCAACAUAAAUGAUUCACAUGGGGUGAGCAAAAAGGAUCCACUUGGAGAGAGCAGUAAGGAUCCACGUGGAGACAGCAGUAAGGAUCCACGCCGAGUCACUAAAUUCCGCCCCCAUUUUCCGAGCCUUCCAGAGAAAGACGAGGGAGACAUCCCUUCCAGUGUUACCACCUCUCACAACUACGAUUUGCCAAAGAAGGGAUUCUCCCUAAUAUGGAGUCUGAAGAGAAUGAAGAAUUCCCAUUUAUCCGCCAAUGAGAACAUAACAUUUGAGGCACCGCAGCCGUAUGACUAUGGAGAAGACAGCGAAUCAGGGACACGCCAUAAAAAGAAGAAGUCCUUUUUUGGCAGGUUCCUGCAGGGGGGCCGCCGUACGAGGGGGGAAGCAAAACGGGAGGAGUAA
This is a messenger RNA of Plasmodium inui San Antonio 1, 3243 nucleotides long. RefSeq lists its product as hypothetical. The transcript has a single exon. The record is from RefSeq and is a predicted model, not a curated record. Lineage: Eukaryota; Apicomplexa; Aconoidasida; Haemosporida; Plasmodiidae. Bases 1 to 3243 code for a protein of 1080 amino acids.